AUGGCUGCUGUCUCGUCCAGUCCACAAGAUAGAGGCUUUCGAAAUUAUGAGCUGAAUACCAGAAGCUAUUCAUCAGUUGAUCUUCCACCGUCUAAUGAAAAGCCAUUUCCUACACUUAGCCCAUACUUCACGGACAUUCCAUCCCUUUCGUCUGAACUCGUAGAGAUCGAGGAGAAGAACCAUUGGUACACUCGUCUUUCACCAACCAUCGCCACUGCAUUCACCCCGUACACCACCGACAUCACUAGGACAACCCAAGCCUUCAGUGGCACUACUGCAGACGAUGCCCAAAACGUCAAAUUUGAGGGAGAGGUAAAGCCCUAUCUUUUACCAUCCAUGGGCAGCAUUUUCAUCCUUUAA
Messenger RNA from Haemonchus placei, 360 nucleotides. Lineage: Eukaryota; Metazoa; Nematoda; Chromadorea; Rhabditida; Trichostrongylidae. The record is from the annotation of a GenBank genome assembly.